Molecule: messenger RNA, 1399 nt
Organism: Talpa occidentalis (Iberian mole)
Lineage: Eukaryota; Metazoa; Chordata; Mammalia; Eulipotyphla; Talpidae
Product: phosphatidylinositol-binding clathrin assembly protein-like
Exons: 14
Coding region: 83-1300 (405 amino acids)
Biological process (GO): synaptic vesicle budding from presynaptic endocytic zone membrane; clathrin coat assembly; clathrin-dependent endocytosis
Cellular component (GO): synaptic vesicle; clathrin-coated vesicle; extrinsic component of presynaptic endocytic zone membrane
Molecular function (GO): phosphatidylinositol-4,5-bisphosphate binding; clathrin heavy chain binding; 1-phosphatidylinositol binding
Source: RefSeq, a predicted model, not a curated record
GCUCAGAUCCGCUGCCUCGGCCCGCGGUGCGUCCAGAAGGGGCGGCACCACCUGGAAGCCCCUGGAGGCACCCCUGCCGAGCAUGGGGUCAUCCGCGUCCAAAGCAGCCCUCGCGGCCACCACGGAAGAGCCCAUGGAGCCGGGGCCUAAACAUCUGGCGGAUCUAACACAGUACAUCAACGAAACCCACAUGAGCGUGGCACAUCUGGCCGACAUCCUGUCUAAGAAAACGGGCAGCAGCAGCUGGGUGGUUGUGUUCAAGGCCUUAGUGACGGUGCACCACCUGAUGGUGCAUGGGAACGAGCGUUUUAUCCGACAUCUUGCAGCUAGACACUCUUUGUUCACUUUACACAACUUCCUGGAUAAAAGUGUCGGAGAAGGCUACGCCAUGUCCAUCUUCAUCAGACGAUACAGCAGGUACCUGAAUGAAAGGUCGCUGGCAUACAGACAGAUCGCAUGUGACAUCACCAAAGUCAAGAGAGGGGCGAGCGGCGUGAUGAGAAACAUGGACACGGACAGGCUGCUGCACACGCUUCCCGUCAUUCAGACGCAGCUCGACGCUCUGCUCAGCUUUGCGGCCGACCCAGACGAGCUCAGGAACGGCAUCGUCCGUGCCGCCUUCCGGCUGCUCCUCAAGGACUCGCUCCGCCUCUUUGCCGCCUACAACGAGGGCAUGUUGAAUCUGCUAGGCAAGUACUUCGACAUGCGGAGGAGCCAGUGCAGGGAGAGCCUGGAGCUCUACGCCAAGUUCCUGGCAAGGACCGCCAAGCUGACGCGCUUCCUGAGGGUGGCGGAGCAAGUUGGAAUCGACCGGAACAGCAUCCCACAUCUCACACAGGCGCCCUGCAGUUUACUUGAAGCCCUACAACAGCAUUUAGCGUCUUUGGAAGAGAAAAAGGACUUUUUGUGUCCCUGUGGUCUCCAGCACACAGUGACCCUGUCCAUCCCAUAUCGCCCCACUGGCAACGCAUGUGCCAGGAGAACUUGGUUUGCAGAUUAUUUUCCCUACACGAUCUUCACCCUUCCAAGCCCACAAGCCUGCUGGAGCAGAGCAGCAAAAUACGGGGCCAGCAUAGAGACGGAUGCUAGUGGAGGGACGAACUGGCAGCUGAGCACCUGUGCCUCCACGUCAGCCAUCUGGACUUCCGUCUCUGGCCCCCCUUCUCCGCACACGGUAACAUCUACCAUGGCCUUUCCUCCCUUGAUGUCACCGCAGUCCCUGGUUUCUUCCCCCCCAGGCUUAAUGGCUGACGAGCUCGAGCUCACUGCAUGGGCAGGACAGCAGAGCCAAUCCAUGUAGAAGACCAAAGAAAAACAUUGAGAGCCAGAUGUGGCAGGAAGUGAAGACCUCUCUUCAACUGAACCAUCCAUGGGCCAAGUGAAAUAAAGAUUCGUUCAC